AGAAACCGAAAAACAAUCCAUUCUAUGAAGUUUAAACCAUGGAUCCCUGGCUUAUUUUGUAUGCCACUGCUUUUAUUUCCAUGGACAUAAUAGGGAUCCCUGGUAACCUAUUCAUCUUAUUUGCCUUCCUUCACAUAUUCCACGACCAAGGGAGAGUCACCAUAGGAGAAAUUAUCCUUGCCAAACUCGCUAUAUCUAACCUUCUAGUCAUCUUAACAUGGGGAAUUCCAAUUACCCUGCAAACAACAGGCCUUAUGAAGAUGUAUGGAGACAUAUUCUGCCAAAUAAGCCUUUACUUUUAUUGUAUAGGGAGGGCUAUGUCUGUUAGCAUUACUUCUUUACUGGGAUGUUUUCAGUGCAUUUCAAUUGCUCCAUCAACAAAAUGUUGCCUACCUCUAAAAAGAAAAUUCCUUGACCACCUGUAUACAAUAAUGGUAUUGCUCUGGAUUUUUAAUCUCAUUAUAAGCAGCACAAGAUUGCUUUAUUCAACAUCUUCUUUGAAAAAUGUCACUUCUCCAUAUGUCAUGAGUUACAGUUUUUGUUUUGUCAUCUUUCCAAGUUAUCUGGUCUACUUAGGUAAUGGAGUGAUUUAUGUAGUCCGUGAUUUGUUCUUCCUGAGUCUUAUGAUGUUGUCCAGUGGCUAUCUACUACAUAUUUUCUAUAAUCAUCGAAAACUGGUGAAAUGCAUAAAAAUCUAUAUGAGUAAGCAUGCUGAAAUAGGUGCAGCAAAAGCUGUGCUUGCCUUGCUUAUCAUGUACAUUAUUAGUUUUGGCUUAGAUAAUGUAUUCUGGAUCCUCACGCUCUACACCUCCAAAUGGUCUAACCGUGUUACCGAAGCACGGAUAUUUUUUGAUUCUUGCUUUUCUGCCAUUAGCCCCGUUGUGAUCAUCUUAACCAACAAAAAAAUCCAAAUGGGUCUUCGAUGCUCAAAAAAAGAAAAGAAGCACCGUUCUGUGAAAGUUAUAUCAACUGUAGUGCUUAGGAAGAGGUUUUAGAUUUUAUUUUACUAUAUAUAUGACACAAAAAACAAGUCAAAUAAAGGUUCAAAUAGAGCUGUGAGCCCACUCCCCAUGUUUGAAAAAUCAUCUCUCCAUGUAAAAGAAAAAUGACAUGUAAAGCAUCAAACACAGUAUUAUUCAUUCUUUGUAUUAAACAGAUCAGGUACAAAACUAGCUAUCAAAUGGCCAGAUUAAAUUUAGUUUAGAAUAAGUUAUUUCAUGGUUUAUUACGUGAAAACUCAUGGACGAGAUUAAAUUUGAGGAGAAAAAGCUGUUCUCCAAAUUCAAUUCCAGUUUUCACAAUGAAAUACGUUUUUCUGAUUUCUCAUUGAAUUGAAUCUGGCCCAAAGUCUGAUGGGAAAGGAAAUUAUGGGACAGUUAUGAUCCAUUCCUGAAGGAAUAACGCCAUAUUCAGCAGCCCUAUAAUUCUAAUAACCCGCGCCUCCAAAGUUGCCAUCGGCAGAUUUUCAUUUUAUGACUGUUAAUUCAUAUUUGAGUGCCACUGCACACGCUCAGUAUGUUACAGGCUGCUUUUGAGAAGCGAAGGUUAGGAGUUAUUCAAAAUCAUCAAAACAUAUACAAUUUGUCUCACAGGCUAAUAUCAAAGAUACCCUUAAACAGAGUGUUGCAUGCUAGUGUACUCCCUAUAAACAGUAUAUCUUGUAUGCAUAAAGUUUAUAGGAAAUGUCCAUUGCCAAAUAUUUUCUGAUGCAUGAGACCAUUUCUUUCUACAUGAAUUUUGUGCAAAUGGCCUUUGCAUGUCUAAGUUUAAAUGUCUCAUUUUAAUGCAUAUAAAUAAAUAGUACAUAGUAAGUUAGGUUGAAAAAAGACACACGUCCAUCAAGUUCAACCUUUUAAGUCUAUUUAUAACCUGCCUAACUGCUAGUUGAU
Messenger RNA from Xenopus laevis (African clawed frog), 1889 nucleotides. Its product is annotated as olfactory receptor class A-like protein 1. NCBI's taxonomy places the organism in Eukaryota, Metazoa, Chordata, Amphibia, Anura, Pipidae. Bases 39 to 995 code for a protein of 318 amino acids. The transcript has a single exon. The record is from RefSeq and is a predicted model, not a curated record.